CUCAUCGACAAAUGCAGUCACGGUUGAUCAAUUGCCUACCCCCACCCUGUGGCAUGACCUACAGCAUCUAACCAGGUUAUGGUUCUCUUUCUGACAUGGCUGCAGCCAGCCAUCAUGCAGCUCUCAACUCUCACAUGAUAUUGACGUCGACGCGUGGGCUGUGACAGUGCUAAGAACACAGUUCGCACCCAACCCUCUAACCUACAUGCAUGCUGUUCACAUACUUCGAAUAUCGCCUUCAACGUUUGAUGCCAUGAUGAAACAGAAAGCGAACCGAUUCCUCCCUCACUGAUCACGAUUCUUAUCGAGACAUGGAACCCAUACAGGCCGCAAGGACACAGCGUCCCCAGCGCCAACCACAACGGCGGCAACAGUACUUACAGCAGCAGCAGCAGCAGCCAUCGGCGCAGCAGAAUCAAAAACUGUUCAACACUGGCACAUGGUCUCCGGCCGAGGAUGCGCGCCUCCUCGAUGCCGUGGCCAAGUACGGAAACCGGUGGGUGCUGGUCACGGGCAAGGUGAGGACUCGCAGCGGAGACCAGUGCGCCAAGCGUUGGAACGAAAACCUGAACCCCGAACUGGAUCAUGGCCCCUGGACGACCGAAGAAGAACAGCGUCUUUUAGGCUUGGUUGAGAUUUACGGCCAUAAUUGGAAGCUCAUAGCCAAGAACUUUUUCGAGGCGCGCGCACCCUUGGCUCUCAAGAACAGGCACUCUCUCCUUAUGCGACGUGUCAAGCGCCAGGAAACUUGGAGGCAGCAGCAGCAGCAGCGACAACACCAGCAGCAGCACCAUCAGCAGCAACACCAGAAGCAACUACAGCAGCAGCAGCAACAACAACAACAACAACAACAACAACAACAACAACAACAACACGACAACAACAACAACAACAAC
Messenger RNA from Truncatella angustata, 896 nucleotides. Its product is annotated as Homeodomain-like protein. The annotation marks the transcript as partial. Gene Ontology annotation, biological process: positive regulation of transcription by RNA polymerase II; mitotic cell cycle. NCBI's taxonomy places the organism in Eukaryota, Fungi, Ascomycota, Sordariomycetes, Amphisphaeriales, Sporocadaceae. The transcript has 3 exons. Gene Ontology annotation, molecular function: RNA polymerase II cis-regulatory region sequence-specific DNA binding; DNA-binding transcription factor activity, RNA polymerase II-specific. The record is from RefSeq and is a predicted model, not a curated record. Gene Ontology annotation, cellular component: nucleus.